AUGGACAAAAAUGAUUGUAUACUUGGGACGUAUGAAGGAAAGAAAGCUGCUGAGGCCCACAAAGAGAUAUGUGAAGUUUAUGGUGUUGAUUGCAUAACAGAUCGCACGUGUCAGAAUUGGUUUAAAAAAUUCCGUUCUGGAGAUUUUUCACUCAAAGAUGACCAACGUUCUGGUCGACCUACUGAAGUUGAUGAUGACCAAAUCAAAGCCAUAAUUGAAGAGGAUCGUCACAUAACUGUUCGAGAGAUUGCAGAGAGGUUAAAUGUAUCGCAUACAACAAUUGAAAAUCACUUAAAAUGUCUUGGACUCGCUAAGAAGCUCGAUAUUUGGGUUCCGCAUAUAUUGAAAGAGAUUCACUUAACACAACGAAUCAAUAUUUGCGAUAUGCAUCUCAAGCGCAAUGAAGCCGAUCCUUUUUUGAAACGUAUCAUCACUGGUGAUGAAAGAUGGAUCAUGUACAGUAACAUUAUUCGAAAACGAUCAUGGUCCAAGCGUGAUGAACCAGCAUAA
Molecule: messenger RNA, 510 nt
Organism: Dufourea novaeangliae
Lineage: Eukaryota; Metazoa; Arthropoda; Insecta; Hymenoptera; Halictidae
Product: histone-lysine N-methyltransferase SETMAR-like
Exons: 2
Coding region: 1-510 (169 amino acids)
Molecular function (GO): nucleic acid binding
Source: RefSeq, a predicted model, not a curated record